Molecule: messenger RNA, 1629 nt
Organism: Medioppia subpectinata
Lineage: Eukaryota; Metazoa; Arthropoda; Arachnida; Sarcoptiformes; Oppiidae
Source: the annotation of a GenBank genome assembly
AUGAGAAUUGAACCUGGUGAACAAGGAUACAAGGGACCAGUGUUGUUUCCGGGCAAUGGACAAUUCCCAUCACGCCCAUGCAAUCGACCAGGGGAGUUGAUCACUAAUUGCGGCACCAGUUGUCCCAAGACAUGUGCCAACCUGGGUCAAAAGAUGAUGUGCACAAUGGGGUGUGUUACUGGUUGUUUUUGUCAACUGGGCCUCGUGCGCGAUUAUAAAGGAAUGUGGCGUCGUGGUGGGGGAUCCGGAGAAAAUGCACCACCAGUUGCACAGCCUGUUUGUAAAGUAACAGGUGAAGAAUACCAGUUGUACGGUAGCCCGUGUCCCGAUACAUGUGCCAACAAAGACGACAAUGGACAUCGUGAAGAAUACACAGAGGACGGCAGUGCGUGUCCCGAUACAUGUGCCAACAUGGACGACAGGGUAGGGCGUAUUUGCGCAAGGAUAUCUGGAUGUUUUUGCAAAAUACCCCUUCUGCGCGAUCAUCAAGGUCGUUGUAUUCAUCGCGAUGAUUGCCAUAAAAUGUUGCUUGAUAGUUGGAGAUCCAGGACAACCAAACCACCAGUUGCACAGUCUGUGUGUAAAGUACCAGGUGAAGAAUACGUACUACACGUUAGCCCCUGUCCCGAUACAUGUGACAACAAAAACGACAAGGGACAUCGUCCGUGCCCAGCAAUUCUGAAGGGACCUGGGUGUUCUUGCAAAAAGCCUUUUGUGCGCGAUGGCCAUGGUCGUUGUGUUCAUCCUGAUGAUUGUAAUCGACAAGAUGUCGGAACGUGGCAUCGUGGUGGGAGAUCCAGGGGAAACGAACCAUCUGUUGCACAGCCUGUUUGUAAAGUACCAGGUGAAGAAUACGUACUCCACGUUAGCCCCUGUCCCGAUACAUGUGCCAACAAAGACGACAAUGGAUAUCGUGCGUGUCCAGCAAUUCUCAAUGGACCUGGAUGUUCUUGCAAAAAGCCCCUUGUACGCGACGACCAUGGUCGUUGUGUUUAUCCAGAUGAUUGUAAUCGACAAGAAAGGUUGCCCAGGGAAAACGAAGCACCCGUUGCACAGCCUGUUUGUAACGGAACCGGAGAAGAAUACGUACUUCACGUUAGCCCCUGUCCCGAUACAUGUGCCAACAAAGACGACAAGGGACAUCGUGCGUGUCCACUAGUUCUGUAUGGACCUGGAUGUUCUUGCAAAAAGCCCCUUGUGCGCGAUCAUCAAGGUCGUUGUAUUCAUCCUGAUUAUUGUAAUCGAGUGAUUGUAAUCGGGCCAGAUGGUGGGAGACCUAGGACAAAUGAACCACCAGUUGCACAGCAUGUUUGUAGCGGUACGGGCGAGGAAUACCAGGUGUACGGUAGCCCGUGUCCCGACACAUGUGACAACAAAGAUGAUAAUGGACGUCGUGGGUGUCCAGGGGUUCCGUUUGCAUCUGGCAUAUUUUACACAAUAUUUUCUAUUAUACACCCAUGGGAACAUUUCACGGACUGCGGCACCAGCUGUCCCAAGACCUGUGCCAAUAUGGGUGUGGAGAUGAUGUGCACAAUGCAAUGUGUGUCCGGCUGUUUCUGUCAACCAGGCAUGGUACGCUCUUAUCGAGGUCGUUGUAUUCUACCUGGACUCUGUAAUUUGCCAAUUUAA